Molecule: messenger RNA, 743 nt
Organism: Meira miltonrushii
Lineage: Eukaryota; Fungi; Basidiomycota; Exobasidiomycetes; Exobasidiales; Brachybasidiaceae
Exons: 1
Coding region: 96-743 (215 amino acids)
Source: RefSeq, a predicted model, not a curated record
CCACUCGGUCACCUUUUUUUUUCUCGUUUUCUUUUCAACGGUGCUGGUCACCCUUUCUUCUACUCAAUUCUCUCUUUCAUUCUCAACUUUUAAUCAUGCAAUUCUCACAAUCUUUAUUGUUCGUACUUUUGACUGCAUUCAGCUUUUCAUGGCUUGCACUAGCUGCACAAAACAGCGAAGGUCUCGGGAUGAACAAACGAUUGAUCAACUUUGGAUUCCACAAUAAAGACAAUAAUGAAAUUACGACAAACAACGAUAAUGUCGAUAGCAAUCUUUCCAUCACAAAUGGAGAUGUUGAAAUUAAUGGUCAUAAACUUAAUGAUGGCGUAAAUACGAUUGACGGUAAAACCUAUACAAAAACAAAAGGUUUUGUUAUCGGUCCAAGUAUUACAAAUGGACCGGGCUUUCAACUUUCACCGCAAGUUACAAAUGCUUUUGGAUGUAUGAAAGCCGGUAACAAUGUUGCAAUGGGUGAUUGCAAAGAUGUUCAAUCAAAGAUUGAUAAAGCAUUGGCAAGCGUUACAGGCGCUGGAAAACCAACACCAACGCCAAAAGAUUCAAAAGACAAAGCAAAAUCUGAUUCAUCGUCCACAACAACACAUACUUCUUCUCCUUUCCUUUCCGGCUUUGAUAACAUCUUUGCUUCUCACAAGGAUGCAGCCGUUUCAGCCAAAGGUCAUAAUGCCGAAUGGUCAAUCGCGCUAGCCCUUUCUGUUGCUGGUGUAUUGGCAAUUGUAUUCUAA